GUAUGGUCGCUUCCGGCUGUCAGUUUCAAAAUGUCGAGGGUUUAUGUUGGUCGUAUACCUCCUCGGUGUUGCGAGAGGGAUAUUGAACGGUUCUUUAAGGGCUAUGGACGAUUAAGAGACAUCGUUCUAAAGAAUGGAUAUGGUUUUGUGGAGUUUGAUAAUGAGAAAGAUGCGGAUGAUGCCGUCUAUGACCUCCAUGGAAGAGACUUGCGAGGUGAACGGUUGAUCGUUGAGCAUGCUCGCCUUCCUCCUGGCACUAGAGGCGGCAGCAGAAGAGCCGGUGGGGGUGGCGGCGGAGGUGGUGUUUGCAGUGGUCGCGAUCGUAGGUACGGUCCACCAACCAGGACGGAGUAUCGUGUUAUUGUUGAAAAUCUCUCGUCGCGUGUGAGCUGGCAGGAUCUGAAAGAUUUGAUGCGUAAGGCUGGAGAAGUUACUUAUGCGGAUGCCCACAAGUCAGCUAAGAACGACGGUAUCGUCGAGUUUGCUGCCUACUCUGAUAUGAAAGAAGCAAUUGAGAAGUUUGAUGGUUACGAGCUUUAUGGACGCAAGCUACGUGUAUACGAAGAUCGACCGGGCCAGAGGUCAAGAUCUAGUUCUUAUAGAUCGCGAUCUAAUAGUCGUCAUUCUCAUCGUUCACGUAGUCGAGGCUCUCAUCGCAGGCAGAAGUCUAGAAGUCCUAGGCAUCGACAUGAUAGAUCACUUUCAAGUGAUAGACGAAGGUCCGAAUCCGGCCACGAUUCGCACAGACGCUCAAGAGAAAACUCUAACGACCUACGAUCUAGGAGUCCGUCACGCCGUUCCGGGACAAACCGUUCCAGGACAAACCGUUCCAACGCAAGAUCCAUUUCUCAUCACAGCAACAAGCGCUCAGUGGAUGCCUGUUCUCGUUCUCCAAGCUGCAAUGGUAGAGGGAAUAGCAUAAAAAAUGAUCUGGAUCGACGAUCGCGGUCACGUUCUGCCUCACAUUCACAUUCUGGAAGUAGGUCAUGUUCAGUGGAAUCAAGGUCCCCUGGUCGUUCGCGUACACACUCUCGGUCCGCAUCACGAUCUCGUUCAAGGUCUCAUCGUAGCGAGUCCGGAACACCAAGACGUUCGGACGAAGAAAUGGACCGUAGGAGCAACUGUGACCAUGAGAUUCGAGAAGGUGAUUAUGAUGAGUGAUCGCAUUUAAUGUAGACUCCAAGUCAUUGUUAUUUUACACGCAUACUAUUCUGCAUAAAGCAGCUUUUUCACACCC
This is a messenger RNA of Schistosoma intercalatum, 1237 nucleotides long. Lineage: Eukaryota; Metazoa; Platyhelminthes; Trematoda; Strigeidida; Schistosomatidae. The record is from the annotation of a GenBank genome assembly.